UUUGGGAAGAGCAAAGCGGAACAACGGAGGGAGCCGGGUCGGGCCGGGCCCCAGUGUGAAGGCGCGGGGCGGUCGGUCGGGCGCCUCUUCAGACCGCUGCCCAAAAAUGCACUCGGAUGCCGCCGCUGUCAAUUUUCAGCUGAACUCUCAUCUGUCAACACUGGCAAAUAUUCACAAGAUUUACCACACUCUUAAUAGGCUGAAUUUGACAGAAGAAGCUGGUCAAGACGAUCGCCAAACAGGAAGUCUCAGGUCUUGCAGUUCUUCAGACUGCUUUAGCAAAGUGAUGCCUCCAAGAAAAAAGAGGCGACCUGCAGCUGGAGAUGACUUAUCAGCUAAAAAGAGUAGACAUGAUGGUAUGUAUAGAAAAUAUGAUUCUGCUAGAAUAAAGGCAGAAGAUGACAUGUUCUCAAGCAAGCGGUGCCUAGAGUGGUUCUAUGAAUAUGCAGGAACAGAUGAUAUUGUGGGUCCUGAAGGAAUGGAGAAAUUCUGUGAGGACAUUGGGGUUGAACCAGAAAAUGUAGUUAUGCUUGUGCUAGCUUGGAAGCUGGAUGCUCAGAACAUGGGUUAUUUUACGUUGCAAGAAUGGUUAAAAGGAAUGACAUCUCUACAAUGUGAUACAACAGAGAAGCUAAGAAAUUCUUUGGAUUACUUGAGAUCUUUAUUAAAUGAGCCUACAAAUUUUAAACUUAUUUACAGAUAUGCAUUUGAUUUUGCACGGGAAAAGGACCAGCGAAGCCUAGAUAUAAAUACUGCCAAGUGUAUGUUAGGACUUCUCUUAGGAAAAACGUGGCCUCUUUUUCCAGUAUUUCACCAGUUCCUAGAGCAGUCUAAGUACAAGGUGAUCAACAAGGACCAAUGGUGUAAUGUUCUGGAAUUCAGCAGAACCAUUAAUCUUGACCUCAGCAAUUAUGAUGAAGAUGGUGCAUGGCCAGUGUUGUUGGAUGAAUUUGUGGAGUGGUAUAAAGAAAAACAAAUGACAUAGGAACUUUAACUAUGCACAGCCGCUCAAGAGUCUUUGUGACUACAGUUAUGUUGACCAUUAGCCAUAAACUGCUAUUUGUAUAAAAGCGCAUGCUGCUUUUCCUGCACUGUAUCCCAUUUUCAGGGACCUUUUGGUGUUUUGCUGUUUAACAGGCCAGCUCUGUUUGCUUAGUAGCAUUGUUCUCUUUGAAGGCUGCUUUGCAUUUUGUAUCUACACUACAGAUGGUGAACUUACCAGCAUCCUCACUGUGAUUAAUGUGUAUAUUGCUGUCUAAACUUUGUAUAUGUGUAUAAAAAAGCUUCACCUAGGAAUUAUUUCAGCAGAAAUGUAUUGUAAAAAUAAUUUUGUGGCAUAUUUCUAGUUGCAGUCAGUAACCAUGUAACUUAAUUUUUAAUUUUCACACGAUCUCAGACAUAGCAUUUCAGGAAAAGUGAUUGUUGGGAUGGUGACUAUGUAGAGCUAUUGCCAGUUAGCAACAUGCCAGUUUUUUGAGAGGAGAUGUUGCACUAUGAUUUCUUCACAUGCGGAUGCCCAACAGCAGUUUUGUUAGUAAGCGAGUAUUGGCUGUCUUUUUAAAACUGCAAACUUAUUAAAAUUGUUACAGCUUCUUGAAUAGAGUUGUACAUGUUACAGUGACUUCCAUUUGGUGAUAAAGCUGAUUUUCUGAUACUCAGAGUGCUGUAGAUUUCAAAUUGGUACAGCAGAUCAAAUUAAAACUGAUUAAAAAGGGUUUUAGACUUGCAAAUUGGUAUAUAUUUCUUUAUUUCAGUUUUGCUUUGUUUUGUUCCCAGAAUGUUUUAGUUGAAGGUAAAGUGAAGUCCCUUGUAAAAUUAAACAGAUUUGUGGGUGUAUUUCAUGUUAUGGAAUCAUUUGCUAAAUGUUACCCAGAAAACCUUGCAACUUGUGAACCAAAAGAGUACUACUGGCUUCUACUAUACCAGAGAUUGGAUUUCCUUGUAGGUGUCUAUUGCAGGCAAUGGGCAAAGUAAUCACCAGCAUUGUCACUCAUUUGGGACUACUUUUCUUAACUGUUUGCACAGGAAAGUUCAAGCCAUUACUUGCUUGGGGAAACUAGAUGAUGAGGACAAGACAUGUCUCACCAUAUUGUCUUUACCCCAGACUUUUCUAUAUCAAUUCCAGUAAUUGAUUUGACAAAUUUUUGCUAAAUAGAGGGCAAACUUCCAUGGAAAUACUUCCAAAAUGCAUUGAUGUAUGUUUAAUGGACAGUGUGGUAGUUGUAGUGUUUGCAAUAAAAACAUUAACUGGCAUUUUAUCCUAGCAGAAAACUAAAAUAGGUAAAUCUCAGUUCUAAAAUUUUGGUUUGACAGAAAUAAGUAGUCAGUACUUUACCCCUUGUUCUUCAUUUUUGGGUUACUAAAUAACUGACAGAACAUGUAUAGGCAUAAGCCUCUUCAGUUUUGAGUGCUUCCAAACAAUCAUAGUUGAACAGAAAAAUAAUGGACUGGCAUCUUAGGAUGCCCUUGUGCAAUGUGAUUCUACAUUGAAAAGGGAGAGAGUGCUGAACUCUUCCACUUCUCAAUGGAAAUCUGUCUCAUCAUGGAGUAUGCCCCUCUCACCUUCAAAAGACUUCUUGGUAGUAUUGUGUUAUGCCGGCUCAUACCAGACUAGUGAAGUUGAAAAGAUUAUGUCCAGAUUCUUAUUUAUGUACUACACUAGCAUAGACAGUGCUACCAAGAAGAAAGCCACAAGAAUGGUUAUUAUGAAGGGAAAAGGCAAUGCAGAAGUAUGGCUAUGAGUCAGUAGAUUUUGUCUGCUUUCUCUUACUAUUACUGUGUGCACCAGCAAGCGUAGUGCUCCAGUAGGAUUCUGCCCAGGUGCUCAUAGUUCUCUCCAUCUUAACUGUGUUAAUUGUAUCUGAUUUCAGAUUUCAAGAGAAAAUAAUUUCUGGGUGUUAUGGGUAAAGAAUUAUGAUUUAUUCAUAAAAUUCUAUCCUAUCUAUUUGUCUUGUUAUCUGCAAGCAGAUAAAAAUAGUUCCUUGUAUAUAUAAAACUGUAACAUUACCUACAGGUAUGUAACAUUUCCAUAAAGUAAUUUGCAGCAUCAAACUAUUUAUUAAUUCCUUUAAAGAUCUGCUAUGUUAAUUACAGUUGGGGUAGGCAUAGAUGAAUAGUUGUGAAGGUACGAAAGGUGGAAAAUACAGGAUUUACUGCAUAUUAUCUUGCUGAGAAGUUAAAAAGUUGCCAGGAUAGACAAAGUAGCCCAAGGGUUCACGAGAUCUAGUCUAGUUCCUGGUGCCAGUUCUCAAUCUAUUUGGGUGUGUGAUAUGCAAGAAAUUAUGAAAUGAACAAACUGUAUAAUACUUCCUUUAAAAAUAGAAGCAAAAAUGGGAAUUAAUUGAAUUCUGGUCCCAGGUAUUACUGACAAAUCAUGUGUGGGCAUUACUUGAGAAUGUUAAGUUAAUCAGUAAAGUAAUGAGCUAGAAUUCAAGGUGCACAUGGAGAAUUCUAUCAUCUCUGACGUCUCAGAACAAACCAUUGCCACUUUGUGAAAUGCUUUGUAAAGUUCUGUCAUGUGCAGAAUUUUAUAGAUCUUGUGGCAGUUAAAUAAGACAUUUGUAUUUAUAUUUUGCUACCAAUACCUGAGCAAAAAGAAUUGGUCCUUGAAUUUCGCUGUGAAAAGCAGACUUUCUUAACAAGCACAUUUCAAGAUUAGAAUAUUCAGAAUUUUAUCAGUAUACAAUUUUUGUUACAAUUGAUACAGGCUUUAGAAAUAGAAGAAAGAUGAAUGUGCUCUUUAUGUUCUAAAAUCUAGCCCAUAGAUUAUUAAUGGAAUGUUUAACAAAUCUUGUAUCUUUUUUAUUUGCUCAAAAUGUCAAGCAUCUUAAAGGUAUUGACAUCAUGGCUCAGUUUGUGAUUAGGAACAAAGUGCUCCAUUGGAGUUUAAAUGCUCUUCACAUUCACAAUCAGUGUUUUCUGUGUGUGGUUGCCUAGUGUACAAACUGAUUUGUGAGUGGUAGACUGGUCUAUGGGGAAAUAAGACUCCAGAUACUGUCAAAUAGGCUUUUUCUGUAAUACCAAAGAUAGAUAGGUGUAUUUCAUUGGCACACUGGACUUUCAGAAUUCAAAAUUGAAUUCUUGGGCAAUACAGUACCACCUAUCAAUAUAAUCUACUUUCUUGCUAAAUUAGAUUGAAAUACAAUACUGAAGACAAACUUGGUCCUCCUGAUGUGGUGUUGAUUUGUAUGAUGUAAGUUCUUGGUUUUUGUUCAUAAAGGCAGCAAAACUGUUCAUUCUGUAUUAGAAAAGCAAGAUAAUAGGAUGAAUGGACCAUAAAAAUCUGAAUAAAUGUAAUGAUAUACAGUACUAUUUUCCUUUUUUGCUUAAUGCACAUCAGUUUCUUAAGGAGAGACCUCCAGGAUUCAUUUUACUGCAUAACCAAUUUAGAAUUUUAAGUAACUCUGUGCCUGCAGUUAGUUUUUCCCUACUUUUGGAUCAUUGGUUAUGUCUCCAUGGUCCCUUUAGAAGUAGUGGAAUAUAAUAUAAUUUGUUCCCAGUCAAGAUCCUAACGGUGCUUAAAUCCUGUGUAGCUGAAUUGUAAGGAUUUGCUUUGUGCCUGGGCUAAUUACAACUGCUAAAUACCUCUUGAAAGCCUUAGACUCUGUCCUUCCAUAUGGUUGUGUAAAUGCAUAGAACCACCAAUUUACACUGGCAUUCUUUCAUUUGAGACAAAAGUGUGUGUUUUCAGAAUUUAUUCUGUCACACACUGUUCUGGCAGAAAGAGCAGUUUAAUGACACCAACUGCUGUUUUUGUCUUAGGUGUUCCUGUAUUGCAAACUUGAGGUGUGAUUUUCAAGUCCUGUGGCUCAAACUGACUAAGUACUGUUAAUUCCAUCUUAUUUGAGUUUGUGCACUGCAGUUUUGUGUAAAAAAUGAUGUUCCAUAAAUAAAACAGUAUUUGUGUC
Sceloporus undulatus (fence lizard) is the source of this 4907-nucleotide messenger RNA. RefSeq names its product defective in cullin neddylation 1 domain containing 4 (gene DCUN1D4). The coding region runs from base 107 to 985 and encodes 292 amino acids. NCBI's taxonomy places the organism in Eukaryota, Metazoa, Chordata, Lepidosauria, Squamata, Phrynosomatidae. Gene Ontology annotation, biological process: protein neddylation; positive regulation of ubiquitin-protein transferase activity. The record is from RefSeq and is a predicted model, not a curated record. Gene Ontology annotation, cellular component: ubiquitin ligase complex. The transcript has 11 exons. Gene Ontology annotation, molecular function: ubiquitin-like protein binding; cullin family protein binding; ubiquitin conjugating enzyme binding.